AGAAAUAUUUAACAAACUUUGUGGCGUAUAGCGUACUACAGUCAAGAUUUGAAUAAAUAUUGUUUUAUUAAAAAUGUCCGUCAGCGUUUCGCAGGAUAUUAUAAAAAUUCUAAACGACAGUGAUAAUGUCGACACAAAAAGACAAAUAUCAAAAAUCACUGCCGAAAUAAAAAGAUAUCAAGAGAAGAUUAAAUCCUACAUCGAAACAAAUCACGUAGAAUUUUUGGUAAAUUUAUCUAGCAAUGAAUUAUACUUGGAAGAGGGUGAAUCCUUAAUCAAGGAGGUAGAUUAUUUACUCCAAAACAUUGAAAGUGAUACUCAAAAUGCCAUCCACCAAGCCAACGAAGAUCUCCAGCAAUAUAUCGACGAGCUUCGAGAAAUAUCAAUUGGUUUAAGGGUUUCGUGUAAAAUCCUUCGCAUUGAUGACUUAUUCCAGAGCCUAGAAGAAGCCAAGAGCAAUAAAGAAUACCUAAUAGUCAUGGACAUUGUGGGUAAGCUGAAGAAUCUUAUUGAUGAUCCAUCGGAUAAGAUCUUCAAUCGUCUGGAAUGCUAUCACAUUAUCAAAGUAAAAUUCCGCCUCGAAUCUGACAUGCUUCUGCAAAAUAUGAAAAAAUGUUUCGAUCGUUUGGUUCAGUUUUCUGAAAAGAACUUUCAAAACACAAAAUCGGUCACCUUGAAGAUAUCAAAAGAUGAAAAUCAACUCCAAGACACUGUACUCGCUUUAUUCAAUGCUCGAUAUAAUCCAAAGAAAAUGUGUGAGUUUCUAUUGGACAACUGCUUCGAACCGAUAGUCAUGAAACCUGUGUCCAUGGAAUAUAAAGAUGAUGCCAGUCCUGAUUUUUUCCAACUUUCGCUCUCAUAUAGUUUAAAGGAUUUAGGUGCAACCUUAAGGCCGAAUUAUAAAGUUGUCUUCAAGAACAUCGAAAUGCUUGUUCUUUGUUUGGGCCAUAUGAAUAUUCAAUUAUCCGAUCAGCUAUACGUUUUCACAAUUUUCGGCGAUCAGAUGAAGGAGAGACUAUUGUCACUGAUUGUUAACGAAUGUCUGUUACAUGCAGUUCCCGAAACAAUGGACGAGAUGCAUGAGUCAACGUUAGUAGAAGAUGUAAUGAAUUUUCACAAAUUUCUGGUUGAUUACCAGCUAAUCAAUGAAGACAGUGAUCUGGCCUUAGUCGAUUUCACAGAGAAGGUGGAUAUAUUGUUCCGAAAUCGUUUCUGUGGAACAAUUAUGGACACUGCAGUGGAUAUUAUGCGGAAAGACCUGCACGAAAUGACACUGAUAGCUGAACAAAACAGUACCGAAGAUGUUGCUAACAAUCCAUUUCUGUUUCCGCGCUGCAUGGUCUCAAAGAGUAUUUUGGAACUUGUACAUUUGAUGGAAAAAAUUAUACGUCAUGCCGGAUCUGUGGAAGGAGUUCAGAGCGAACAGUUAAUUUCCGUGAUUCCGACUCUUAUUCAUCGUUAUGUUGCGGAAGUGCCAACACAUCAUGAAAAAUACUUGCAAAAUAUUCCACAGCAGUCUGCGCUUUUCUACAAUAACACUAUGUUCUUAAGUCAUUGGGUUACGAAGAACUCAGACAAGGGUAUCGCUUCGUUUGCAACUUUAGUGAAAUCCCUUCAAGGACUUGCACAGGAACACUUCAACAGUCAGAUAAGAAACCAGCGAAGCUUACUUAUGGGUAUACUCGCUGAAUUAGAUCUAUCUGAUGCCAUAACUGCGCUAGGAAUCGGCCCACAAAAACUUAUUGGUCAAUGCUUACGACAGUUAGAUUUACUCAAGAACGUAUGGCAGAAUAUAUUGCCUGAUGAAGUAUAUAAUAAAACCAUAUGUGGCCUGAUAAACGAUUUUUGUUUAGAAGUUAUUCGAAAGAUUAUGGUCAUGGAAGAUAUUUCAGCGAAAGUCGGGGACCAGUUAGCUGAAUUGAUUGGAUUUAUUCUCGAAAGAGCACCUACAUUGUUUAAGGACAAGCAUCAAAUUAUUCAUGUCAAAGCAUGGAUGAAAUUGGAACAGUUGAAAAUGAUUCUUGGAGCUUCAUUAGUCCAAAUAACGGAGCAAUGGUGUGAAGGUCAUGGCAUUCUGACGACAAAUUAUAAAGCUGAAGAAGUCAAACAUCUUAUAAGAGCGCUAUUCCAAAACACAGACCGUCGAGCGAAUGCCUUAGCAUCGAUUGUUUAAAUUCAACAACUCAAAAGAAAAACUUAUUUAGCUUUAACAUUAUAAUAUUAAAAUUAAAAUAUAUCACAUUUUGUUUUAAAAUCUCUA
This is a messenger RNA of Eupeodes corollae, 2260 nucleotides long. RefSeq names its product centromere/kinetochore protein zw10 (gene Zw10). Gene Ontology annotation, biological process: endoplasmic reticulum to Golgi vesicle-mediated transport; mitotic cell cycle; mitotic spindle assembly checkpoint signaling. The record is from RefSeq and is a predicted model, not a curated record. NCBI's taxonomy places the organism in Eukaryota, Metazoa, Arthropoda, Insecta, Diptera, Syrphidae. Bases 74 to 2173 code for a protein of 699 amino acids. The transcript has 5 exons. Gene Ontology annotation, cellular component: RZZ complex; nucleus; chromosome, centromeric region.